AUGGUCAACUACUGGAGCCAAGACUUCAACUGGCAACUGCCUGCAGGCCACUCCCUGACCGGAGUCCAGACCCACCUCAAGAAUCAUGACAAAAGAUGGCCAAAGUUACUGAAGACAGUUAGAGUGUCAUAUGUCGUGAGUGAUUCCUUUACCAGCUCCAAAAAGACCCAGAUUGACAAUGCAAUCAGUGGCUUCCACAUGAGCACCUGCAUCCGGUUUGUAACUCGUACCGACCAGCCCGACGACAUCAGCGUUGUGAAACAAAACGGAUGUUGGUCCUGGGUUGGGCGAACUGGAUUGUCGCAAGAAUUAUCUCUGGGUACAGGGUGCAUUCAAAAUGGCAUCAUUCAGCAUGAGCUCAUUCACGCACUCGGCUUCUGGCACGAGCAGAGUAGAAGUGACAGGGACGCCUUCGUCCAGAUCAACUAUGGAAACAUCCUGCAAGGGCAGCUAAACUUUGACCGAUUGGACACAAACAACCUCAAUUCAUACGACUACUCGUCUGUAAUGUAUUAUGCACCGAAAGACUUCUCGAAGAAUACAGAAGAUACCAUCAUUCCCCUCGAGCCCUCAGCACAAAUAGGCCAGAGGGAAGGCAUGUCACAGAAUGACAUUCUGAAGAUCAACAAGCUGUAUGUCUGCA
Anarrhichthys ocellatus (wolf-eel) is the source of this 643-nucleotide messenger RNA. Its product is annotated as high choriolytic enzyme 1-like. Lineage: Eukaryota; Metazoa; Chordata; Actinopteri; Perciformes; Anarhichadidae. Gene Ontology annotation, biological process: proteolysis. Gene Ontology annotation, molecular function: metalloendopeptidase activity; zinc ion binding. The record is from RefSeq and is a predicted model, not a curated record.